GGCAACCACAAAAAGUGAACCUAUGGAAGAAAACAAAGAAGAAACAUGGUGCAGAUGGUAAGAAUUAUGCACUACUCACACAAGCAGAAGACAUAUGCACUAAUGAAAUUACUCCAGCUCCUUACACUGUCAACAUUCAUGGAACGGAUUCUUCCAGAUUCAAUUAUGAUACCAAUUUGGAAAAUCCGAGUUGCAAAAACUAAUUAGAUAGAGCGGAGAUUAGGUCUCUUUCAGAUAAGGUUGUUAAUGAUACAGAAAAUGCCAGAGAGGUUGACGGAGCCUACUUUCGCUCUUAUUUCAUUCCUAAAGACCAGAGUCAGAAGACUCCAGACCCUAGUGAGGUCACUAGAGCUUGGUAUCAAAUGAAAAGUAAAGAGAAAAGGGAAGUGAAAGUGGUAAACCUUCAUGAGAUAUCUUCCAAGUUACUUGGGCCUCCAACUUCGAAGAAGGAACUUGAAUCCCAUGCAAUGCCUCAUGAGAAGAGAAGAAAACAGAACCUUCAUAUGCUAAAGGAGAUAAUCGAAAACCUCACUGUGAAGAGGCUCAAGAAUCAAAUGCUCCGACUCGUCCAAAUGGUGUUAAACCAAAGGAGGGCAUAGAGCAUCAUCAUUCAGAGAGUUCGACAAAUACUUCCCAGAGCAAAAGAGGUAAGAGGGAUCGAUCGCAAAGUAAGCAACCCAGAGUGAAUGGUGGGAGAGGUUCUGGUGCUAAUCCAGGGGAAGUAGUGAACCCCAUGGUUCAUCAGAAGUCGGCUGUUGCAGGAUCACUAUCCAAGAAUAAUUCAUCUGGUGAUGGCUUGGAAAGCUAUCAUUUUCCAUAUCCACUCAACCAAUCACCUGCCAGCUCCCCGGGGAUGCAUCCCGAUCUCUCAGUAUCUCCUGUCUACUCGGAUGGGGAAAGUGGUGCAGUUUUGGACAGCAUGAAGAGAAAUGGUAUUAGUGGUCAAGAAGGCAUGAAGACAUCAUUCUCCUCAAGGAUUCCACUGGACACAACUCCUGAAAGUACAAAGAGAUACAAGAAGGCCAAGCUGGAUGUUGAAUCACAGUCUGAGGAUUUGGUCCCCUUGAGUCCGAGUAUAUAAGAUGAUGAAAUCUUGAAAACCUUAUGUUACCAUGGUGGCACGCUUUCUUUUUUCAAUGCGAGCAAGUUCAUAUUUCUUGUUUGUGGUUUUUGAUCCCUCUGGAGUUGUUUGUGGCUAUGCAAAAGUGGGUUGAUCCUUUGAUGUGGAAUUCAUCAUUUUUCGCUGAUUUUGUAAUGCAGACGGUGUCAUUAAAUUGUGAAGUUAUUU
Linum trigynum is the source of this 1288-nucleotide messenger RNA. Lineage: Eukaryota; Viridiplantae; Streptophyta; Magnoliopsida; Malpighiales; Linaceae. The record is from the annotation of a GenBank genome assembly.